ACGGUUUAGGGCACAGGCUAGACGAGUUAGUUGUGAUAUAUAAUACUAUAGAAGUUUGAUCAUCUGCAGUCUGUGGAGUGACACUACACUGACGCUCGACGGGGAAAAUAACCUGUGAUAAUGAAAGGUAACCGAAGGUGGUCUAACUUUCUCCCGUGCACGCACACGGAGUUCUGUAACAGCGAGGGACUCCAUUUUCGCGUCAGUCUGGGAGUCGUACUAGGUCUAUAUACGAAUCCUGUAAUCAGCCGGUGAUCUUCUAGAGUCCAUAAACAGUUUGGGUGUGUGAAUCAUCAUCAAACUGCAACAGUACAUCGUCCAUAAUGGUUGAGGAAAUUUCAGGAAGUACGAGAAGAAAUUAAGUUACAGGCGAAUUGCAGCUAGACAAAUUCAUCCCAAGAGAGGACCAAUAUCAUUGAUUGAGCCAGCAUCGUGGAUCUUCAAUCUGCACCAAUCGUGCACCAGUGGGAAAGAGUGACAUGCUGGAAUAACAGUCAUUAGACAUUGAGUUUAUAGCUUUUUAUGUCCCAAAAACUACUCUGCCUCAGAUAUUUUAACAUGAUUUGGGUGACGUGAAUGCAGAAAGGCACACAGCUGCAGGGUGUAUGUAUUAAAAAAUCAACCCAGUUCGCGAAGCACAAACGUCUGCAACGGUAUUCACAGAAAACAGUUGAGAUCUGAAUACCUCCCGUGAGUGCCCUAAAACGAAAUCUGUGAGGAUACUAAAGUGUCACAUGGUGCGGAGUUUGCUGCCACACAUGACGUUUGGUAGUACAGCGUCGAGGCUUCGGUCAUACGUGUACUCCAAUGUGUGUUCAGUUCACAGCCGAUGAUUCAUUGUUUUACACUGAAUACAAUACAGGUUUUCAACAACAACAACAACGACAAGUUUUACAUAGACUAUGGUGUAUUUUACGAUGAUGAUGUAAGUUUAACGAAGACCCGGAUGAAGGUCUUGGUGUAAGGGCUGUCUGGCUGAGUUAUAUGUAGAAGAUGAAUGUGGUCCAGAACCAUUGGCAGCCCAGAGUGAUCCGCAUUGGGUUCCCACUGACCACUAAGACGAAUCAAGAUGGGAUGGACUCGAACAGAUUUUCCAGAUCUUUCCCGAUUUUAGCUGUGACCCGGAGCAAAACUAUGCCUUAUGUGACAGUGUCUGAGGCAAUAGGCCCCAGAAAACAGACAUUUCGCCUAAAGCCGUCCUCCUCACAUGGAUAUAGCAGAGAGAAACUCGCCAGGUCUUCGUCGGUUUCCCACCGUUCGACUAACGGAGAUGCAACGUCCAAAAAUGAUGUUUCCGAAAGUGAUCAACAAAACAGUGAGACACCAAGAACGUCGUCUCUUCCAGUAUGGCCUGUGACCAACCUAUCCACCAUAACUAAAAUGGCCGAAAAUUCGACCAAAGUCCUGCCGAAGCCCAAGCUGAACUUAGAAUGGUCGGGUUGGAAGAGGCCACGUAGAACAUCAUUCCAGAGUGGAAGUAGUCGGGAGGCGAGAUCUGCAAAUAGCCAAAGACCUAACACAACGAAGUCCGCUCAAGACGAAAACCCCAAAAUCAUGGUAAGAGUUAAACCUCCUCCAAGAAGCUGCACCCCAAUGUCUGAGUACGACCCAGAUAAGCUAAAUAUCAAACAAGUGGUGAAGUUUCUGGACACCCAGGAUGAGGGACGCCCAAAACCAAGAUCUCGAUCCAAUUGUCAAGUGUCAAUUUCGCGUCCUCGUCCCUUCACGGUAGCUCAUACGGACGGUAAACACGUGGGUCGUGGUGUCGUGUCCGCACAGUCGGAGCGUAAUACUGGAAUCAGCUCCAGGCGUUCUCCCAUAGCGGCACGGCGCUACAUGAGGUCAGCGAAAAUCCGGGAAGCAAAGGACCGUUCUUUAUCUGUGUCACCGCUUGGAAUGACGGAUAAAGGACGUAGGAAUCGGAAAGAUUGGCGGUACAGUAAGAAAAUGGACACAUUAGCUUCUAUAGCAGCGAGAUAUAACCCGAAAGCAGACGAUGCCAAACCUGUAGAAAAAGAUCCCGAGUCCAGGAAAGAAGAGAGUCUUUUGUCCUACAGAGAGACAACUAACUCUUCACCAGAACAAUAUUUUGGAAAGUUAAAAUUUCAGUCUGCUACGUUUCAGUCUUUCCCGACGAACAAAGUUGACAAUGCCAUUACGGAAAAGGUCGUGAACGGAAGAGCAGACGACAAAGUGGAAACCAAUGAAAAUACCGUACACCACAACAAAGACUAUGAUGACACCGGAAACCAGAACUCAUUGACCGAGCUGGCAGACGUCAACCUUUCAGCAUUCAACGCCGUCAACGCUAUUCGUCUACCAAGUGUCUUCGACAAUGUGGAUGGCGAGUCAGAAUGUGGAUGGACGUCUGGAAUCGUUCCGCUUACGAAACAGUUCGAAGGCUUCGGGGUGUAUGGUCAAACGGACCAGGAUCAAGAAGUGUCUAAUUCCGAAUGUACCUCACGGUCCACAUCUCGACCAACAUCAAGGGAGAAAAACAGACACAGUCGAAAUUUGUCUCUUGUUCUCGCGCGGGAAAAAUCGACAGAGAGGUCAUUUUCACCUGACCGUAAAAUCAAAUUUCGCCAGACUGGAAACUGGGUGAAAAACUGUUUCCGUGAUCACAAAGGGAAAAUUAUUGAAUUAAAACUAACUCAUGGAUCACCGCCAUCGUAAUUGUAUGUCAUACAGUGCUUAUGUGGACAAUUUUUCAUCAUAUCCUAUGUAAACUGAAAAACAAGAGAAGUAAAUACUUUAUUAUUCAAUAGUUUACAUGCAUUGCAUGCGACUGUUCCUGAAGAAUGCGAUAGUAUAUUUAUUAUAUGCAUAUUUCCAUUAAAAAGCAUAAUUUUACAAGCACGAGGCCUUUAAACGGGAUCGCGUGUUUUCUUAAAUAAACCUUACUGACGUUAGAGGGCCUCCGUGGCUGAGGUGAUUAACACGCAAGCACGGCGCAAU
Molecule: messenger RNA, 2958 nt
Organism: Liolophura sinensis
Lineage: Eukaryota; Metazoa; Mollusca; Polyplacophora; Chitonida; Chitonidae
Exons: 2
Coding region: 994-2676 (560 amino acids)
Source: RefSeq, a predicted model, not a curated record